AUGGCCAAGUGGUUAAGGUCGCCUGCUUUUGGAUGUCCGGAUGUCCUGGCUACUCAGCUUUCCUCAACUUCAAGAUACGAACGUUUAACGAGGGACACAGCGCAGAUCAGCUGUGCCGAAGAACCGGUCAAGAUUCGCCUGACGUGUGUGGGCAGUCGAUGGCUGACAGCUCGACAUCAUCACUCUAUGGCUAGAAAUGCUAACACCGAUAGAGAUAACGACAAAUUAUUUACCAGUACCAACAACAACAAUAAUAAUCAAAGUCACAGCAAAAAGAACCACACCGGAAGCAGUUUGGUGGAAGUUAACUUUUUCUCUCUUUGCUCGAUGACGUCAUCGAAAAAUGAGAAAAUUGAGCAUUCGCAGACGGAUGGCUGGUCGGUUGGAAACGUUUUCACAUCCGAUUAUUUUCCAUACAGUGGGUUUCUAGGUAUAUUGAUGGUGGUGUCGCUGGGUGUGGCUCUGGGAGUUUUCAUAGGAGGGGUACUGUUGGUGUGUGCCGCACGUGUUGUAAGAAACAAGCAGCAACACACCAACAUGCUGCCACCUGACGAAUUCUACAUCGAAAACCAACAACAUUUGACCAUCAACAACAGCAUUCUCAACAACAACAACAACACCGAGAACGUUUUGAACCGCGAGAACAGGACAUACGACUACACCAUGCACUGCAAACCAAUCAGGAUGGCCAACGUUUCAGAUGGAAACAUUCCUAUGUUGCACCACGACGCAUUUGUUGGUACUAAUUUUGACUCUCAGUGUUGCGACAACUACGAUCAACAGCAACAACAUCGCCAGCAACAGCUUCAGCAUAAACUAAACUGCAACGCCAGCGAUCACUACUUACCGUGCAAGUGUUCCUGCUUCCAGCAGUCAUCGUACGACGACAAGCCACACACGACAGCAUCCACAACGACAACGUCGACGCAACAGCAGCAAAAGAUGAUGAUUCAGCAAGUGCAUCAGCGUGCAGUUGCCACAACAUCGUCUCCGUCGACAACGAUGAUAUUUAAAAAUUUCUCACCCACCACGCCGCUAACUUCAAAGUCGUACAGUGCCUUCAGUACCAACAACAAACCCGUCAUGAGUAACAACAUCAUCUGAAUGAGACACAUCAUUAUAAUGUUACCUAGUUAUUCCAUUUUGAGGUGAAGAAUAACGAUUAAUGAACUUCCGUAAUACG
Molecule: messenger RNA, 1183 nt
Organism: Helobdella robusta
Lineage: Eukaryota; Metazoa; Annelida; Clitellata; Rhynchobdellida; Glossiphoniidae
Exons: 4
Coding region: 1-1104 (367 amino acids)
Source: RefSeq, a predicted model, not a curated record